GAUGAGUAUCCUCUUAACAAUAGCUUCAUUCACUAUUCUCUUAGUGUUCGGAGCUCUCGCUGAAGGCGAGCAAUGUGGUAGCCAAGCCGGUGGAAAGGUUUGCCCCGGGGGAUUAUGUUGUAGUCAAUUCGGUUUUUGUGGAACCACGCAAGAUUAUUGCGGAAAAAAUUGUCAGAGUCAAUGUAGUUCUACCCCAGUCACCCCGACUGGAGGAGGUGUUAGCUCCCUCAUCUCCAAGGACCUAUUCAACGAGAUGUUGAAGCAUAGGAACGAUGCCAACUGCCCCGGGAAGGGAUUUUAUACUUAUGAAGCUUUCAUUGCCGCCGCUAACUCUUUUAAUGGCUUCGCUACGACCGGAGACAUUGAUACUAGGAAGAGAGAAAUCGCCGCAUUCUUAGCCCAAACUUCUCAUGAAACUACGGGUGGGUGGCCAACUGCACCUGACGGGCCAUAUUCUUGGGGCUAUUGUUUCGUUCAAGAACAGGGAAACCCGGGGGCCUAUUGUGUGUCAUCUGCCGAAUGGCCAUGCGCUCCGGGCAAGAAAUACUUCGGUCGCGGCCCUAUCCAAAUUUCCUACAACUACAACUACGGGCAAGCAGGUAAAGCUCUCGGGCUCAAUCUCCUCAACAACCCCGACUCAGUUGCAACUGACCCAACCGUUUCUUUCAAGACUGCGCUGUGGUUCUGGAAUACAGCACAAUCGCCAAAACCAUCGUGCCACAACGUUAUCACAGGGAGGUGGACUCCGAGCGGGUCGGAUACAGCGGCAGGAAGAGUGCCUGGAUACGGCGUGAUCACAAACAUCAUAAACGGAGGGAUCGAGUGCGGAAAAGGGGGUCCAGUGGCCCAAGUGGAGAGUAGGAUUGGGUUCUAUAAGAGAUAUUGUGAUCUAUUUAGGGUGGGCUAUGGUAACAAUCUAGAUUGCUAUAAUCAAAGGCCUUUUGCCUAAUCACAAAAUAAAUAAGUCAAAGAAAAAUAAUAGAAGGGGCAAUAAUAAUAAUAAUAAUAAAUAAAUAGACUGCCCAUAUAUGUAUUUAAUUAGAUCAUAGAGAUCAAAACCAUCUCUUAUACCUAAUUUCUAUAUUAAUCUUGGUUCAAUCAUAGA
Impatiens glandulifera is the source of this 1105-nucleotide messenger RNA. Its product is annotated as endochitinase-like. The transcript is spliced from 3 exons. NCBI's taxonomy places the organism in Eukaryota, Viridiplantae, Streptophyta, Magnoliopsida, Ericales, Balsaminaceae. The record is from RefSeq and is a predicted model, not a curated record. Gene Ontology annotation, molecular function: chitinase activity; chitin binding. The coding region runs from base 2 to 949 and encodes 315 amino acids. Gene Ontology annotation, biological process: defense response to fungus; chitin catabolic process; carbohydrate metabolic process.